AUGAAAUCGUGCUUGACCAUUCCUGAAGAUAUUCGGAGGGUUUAUCAUCUUGGAAUUGAUUAUAAUAACAAUCAAGAAAUAGAUGAUAGAGAUAUGUCAAGAAAUGACAAAGAACUUGUAAAGAGACUAUUCAGAGAAGGAAACUAUUUCUUAAUUCCUUCUUUUUUUAAUUUGAUCAGAUCAUUGAGUGCAUGUCAAAGGGAAUUUUCUAUAGUUUUUCGCACUUUUGGAAAUGAUAUGGAAGAGGUAAUCAAUGAAUUUAAUUUAUUUUGCAAUGGAAAGCAUCCAUUAUAUAAUGGAAAAAAUAAAACAGAAAAAUUUAUAUCGAAUGGAGAAUUAGGAACAAGAAAUUUGACUAUCAACAACAAUAAUAUAGGAUGCAUAAAAAGGAACUCAGAAACUGAUUGCAGAGUUUUAAUAGGUUCUCUUGGCCAAUCAAUCUCUGAGCCAUCAAUUUCAGGAAAUAAUAUCAGCUUCGAGAUCAUUGGCAAUUCAUCAAAUUCAUACAAUAUGCUAUUUAAUAAAAUUAAUGAGUCUUCAUCUUUUGCUUUUAUUGAUGAUUACUCAUAUUGAAAGCAAAACCAAAAAGACCCUAAAUGCGGAAAGCUCUUUUUAAUUGAUGAAACAAUAACCUCGGUCCAUCAAAUAUUUUUUGAUGAUAAAAUCGGAAAUGACUCUGAAAGCAUCCUGGAUGUUCGAAAUAUAGAAAAUAGAGAAUCGCUUCCGUUUGAAAAGGUAAUCAAUAAGUUCAUUUUUAGGUGCGAUCCAUAUAAAGCAAUAAUUGACCCAGAUUAUUUUUUCAAAGCUGUUGCAGAGUGUGAAUUGAAUAGAAUAGAUAAUUAA
This is a messenger RNA of Blepharisma stoltei, 843 nucleotides long. The record is from the annotation of a GenBank genome assembly. Lineage: Eukaryota; Ciliophora; Heterotrichea; Heterotrichida; Blepharismidae.